CGGCUUUAAACUGCAGUCCGCAGCACAUGCAGCAGGGUCCCCACCACCACCACGCUCAAAGUCGUAAAUUCUCGUCUGGCCGUUGCAUUUUCGAUGCAAUUCUCUCUCUGCCUCUUGCCUGCUUACUGAGCUUACUUUGGUUCAAAUACUGACGGACUGUCAAAGUGUAUACUGCAUAUGUAUUUUGAUUUCUCGCGAGUCGCGACGCCGUCUUUCUGUUCGUUCGUCAGUUAGGACUCAGCCGUCCGCUUUUUCCGAACUUUUGUGACUAGUGCAAAACAGUGUAGAUUACAGUGCUACAAUGUCCGAUACUCCAGAAUACAGUGAUUCAAAAAUGGAUAUUGCCAAAGCCGCUUCGUCUUCAUCCAGCAACAGUCGACGCACACCACCGAAUUGCGCCCGGUGCAGCAACCACCGCAAAAAGAUCGCCCUUAAGGGCCACAAGCGCUAUUGCAUGUACCGGAACUGUAAAUGCCAAAAAUGCCAAUUGACGUCCGAGCGUCAAAGAGUCAUGGCCAUGCAAACUGCUUUACGCAGAGCUCAGGCUCAAGAUGAAGCUAUGCUUAAAAAUGGAAAUAUAGAUUUGAAUAAUAUGUUACCAGCAGCCGCACAGAAAACUCCAAGCCCUAUGCUGGAUAGAGGCAGUUUAGACUGUGACUCUUCAGCUUCUUCGCAAUGCUCAAAUCCUCCAAUUCCCAUGGGCACUAGUAGCUCGAGCAGAAAAGUUUCACCGGUUAUUGCUGUUGCUGCUACCAGUACAUCUCAGGUGCAAGUUGGAGUUAAUAACGAAGUUUUACCUUAUGAAUAUAAAGCUGGAGAUGAAGAGGGGGCAAGUGCAUCCAAGAAAAUGAAGUUGGAGGAACAACAUUUCCUCUCUGAUAACUCAGGUUAUCUACAAGACAAUCUUGGUCAUCAAAGCACAGAUCUUCUGGAAGACUGUCACAAACUUCUAGAAAAGUUCAAUUAUCCAUGGGAAAUGAUGCCGUUGAUGUAUGCCAUCCUCAAAGACGCCAGAGGGGACUUGGAGGAAGCGUCACGACGGAUAGAUGAAGCCUUCCUGGAAAUCCGAGUGAAAGCAGCCGAAGCCGCCCGAUUCACCUUAUACCAUCUACCCUAUACCGGUCUAUACUCAUCAGUGGCCGCCCUUUAUCCGCCCAUCUACUUGCCAUCAGAGCUGGGCAGUAGCUAGCUACCAAGUAGUUAAGCAACUAACUUAGCUACUUCUAUGGUAGCUAAUAACUUAUUCAAGCUACUCUUUAAAAAAAGUAGUUUGUAGCUAUAGCUUUUUGGUAAUGUGUUCCAUGUAUUCAUAAGCUACCUACUGUGAAAAGUAGCUAGCUACUGAAACAAACUACUUAAGCUACUUUUGGUAGUUGAAGUUACUUUUAUUGCUCAAGCAACAAUUUUUUUUUUCCCGAAAACUCUUAUCCUGCCUUGUUUAGACUAGUUUCAACUUAUCUCUGUAGCUAUGUCCUAGGUCCUGUUUUAUUCUCGCAUUCGCAGAUCACUGUGAUCAAAGUGAACUUGAUAAAGCUCCAGUGGUUUUUGACAAAAAUAUGAAUACUGCAGUUCCUAGAGUAAGCUAAAAUUUUAUUUUCGUAUGAUGAUAUAUUAUGAAAUUAUAUAUAUUAGGUAAGAAACCAUCGUCACCAAAAGUACUUGGGACCAAAAAUCAUAGUUUGAAUUUGACACUAAAAAUCAUUUAUUAGUACAAGAGCUAAUAUGAUGCUGUCCCAGUUACUUUUGGUGACGAUGGUACAUUGUGCACGUUUUUUUGUUUUUAUUAAUUUAACUUUUAAAAAAGUAGCUUAACCAGUAGCUUUCACUAAUUCAAUAUGUAGUUAAGUUACCAAUAGCUUAGCUAUUUUUUCAAAGUGGUAGUUGAGCUACCUAUAAUAUAAAGUAGCUUGUAACUUGUAGCUAGCUACUUUUAUCAAGUAGCUUGCCCAGCUCUGCUUGCCAUCCAUGCCUGCUGCGGUGUACCAACAACACCCGGCCCUUAUGCCGCCCAUGAGACAACAGUCGCCCUCCACAUCGCCACACAACCUGACGAUGCCAUUGAGGCCCACCAGUCAGGCGGGAGAAGGUAAGAAUUAUUAUAUUUAAUAAUAAUUAAUGGUUAUGACCUGAUCUUUUUUACGAAUUUAAUAUGUUUUCGAGGGUUUCGCCAUCCUUAUUGAAGGGCUCAAAUUUAAUACUAAUGAAAAACACUAUUUUUGUAAGUUUUUUUUUAAUUAACACGGUCAUAAAUUAUCAUCUACAAAAAAGAAAAUCCAUAAUUUUUCUUUAAAUAUUUUCAAUUUAACCGGAAAAUUAUGGAAUAUUGCCAUUGUUUAUCGAGCAUAUUUUGAAAUUUGGUGAUUGGCCAAGAUCUUAUUUAUCCUACAAAAAUAUUUUGAUUGUUUUUCCCAAUUCAUUUGGUAGUUCACAAAUUUUGGUUAAAUUUACCCUUGAAAGGAAGGUUUUGGGGCUUCAAUAAUGUCCUUGGUGGACCCCCUCUAAUUUGUGAUAAUCUUAAUGUUACUGAAUGUAAAUUAAUGUGUAAUAUUGAAACAAAAAAUAGUUUUUUGUAUAUUUUUUAGGAAUUGUAUAUAACAUAAGAUUUGCCUAUAUGAAAAACAAUGCAUGUGGAAGUGUAUGGUGGACCAAAUUACACCUAUGAGGUUGUAUUUUUGCAUAAAUAUUACACCGAUUUUGAAAGUAUCAGGUUCUGACUAGUUUGUUGCUAUAUAUAAUACACUCUAUCUGGUUGAAGUUGCUCGCAAAAAAUUAUUACUUGAAUGUUUACAAAGAUACCUACAUUGCAUAAUCUUGAGUUUACUUUAAACCAGAAAAACAACUUGGUAAAAUGUAGCAACCCUUAUACUAAAUGAUACUGCACAUUUAAACUCUCACAUUCACAAGAAUUCAUUAUCAUCAUUUAUUUCUUUCCAUAAGGCAUAUGGGUUGAAUUGGAAGAAAAAAGACUUCUGUUCCAGAUGGAACGAUUAGGCUUGCUGAUUUCAUUUUUUUUAUAUCCAGAAACUAUGGUGAUUAUUUUCUGGACUAAGACUUGUCUUCUGGUGUUACACGCUUAGGGCCGCUUCUGAAACUCAGCGCCAAAGUGAAGUGUGCACUCCGGUAGUUGAAAUGUUGACAACGCCAAGGAGUUUGGAAAUAAGUCAUAUAAUCGGUCAGUCGGAAGCAGGCAGGACAAGUGAAAUUUACCAAACAUAACCGUGCUGUUGUUAAAUAGCACAGAUCGAUGACCUUAGGACUCGAUUGUGGUGCUUGUCAAUCGAUUCCUGUUUUCAGAGAUGGUGGAAUUAUCUUGCCUAGCAUCCUACUUGGAGAUAGAAUUACGGUGAAUAUACAAAAUCAUUUUGCUACAACAAAAUCAGGAAAUAAUUACCUCAUGGUUGCUAUGAACUAUUUCUCAAAGAGGUCAGAACCAGUGCCAAUCGCAAAUCAAGAAGCGGUUACACUUGCUGGAGCAUUACAGGAAAACACCAUAUAGCCAAGCACGGGGUACGAUGGAAAUAAUUUAUACCGAUCAGCGAAUUUGGAGUGAGUCCGGACUAAGGAAACAACUGAUGAGGUUAACGAUAAGGAGAAUCAGAAUAGCGACUUCAUCCACUAUUCAAACGACGAAAAUUUCACCAGGAAUAGACUUCGUCUGAACAGUGACAGAAUGAAGAUGAGGCUCGACAACCGACAGCUAAUAGUGAAGACUGAGAGGGAAGGGCGCCCCGGUGUAAAGGAUUCAACUUUCGCUGAAAGCCAACCAAAGGUCUGUCACGUAGAAUGACUGGCCCCAUACAGAGGCAAGACUACACCGACUCCGUACGUUGUGCUUGUCGAUCUACUCCUGUGUGUACGAUGGCGGGAACUUCUCGAGAAAAUUAAAGAAGGCUUGAGAUAAUAUAUAAGCACCGCGCAACGCAAACGGUGGAGAGUUUCGAAUUGGACGGUAAAGCGAUCAGAUAUAGUGAUAUAGUUUUGCGUGUUGUAAUAGUGCUAGUUUUGUCGUAAUUUUUGUGGCAUGUGUUAAAAAUAAAAUUUAUUUAGGUUUCAAAAGCAGUCAUAUCUACAAACAUGCUUACGUAACAAUACAAAUUAAAUACAUAUUAUUCCGAUUUUGUAUCUGAAGGAAGAUUUAGCUGAAAAUGAUGCAAGAAGAUGGGGAAACUUAUCAGAACUGGAAUAACUGUAUUAAAAGAAUUAUUGAAAACACAUGCCUUUUAGAGUGCAAAAAAGUCAUGCAGUAACCUGGAAGGAAAUGGUCAGAGGAUGGGUCCAAUAAGCCAUAUUUUCUCCCAUUCUACUAACUAGACUUGCUUGAAAAUAUUGAAAAGCAUGAAAAAGUUGUAAUUUGAAUUCUUUUUUUUUUCAGUCUAUAAUCUUUAUUUUGGUGUGGUGGCCUGCAGGGUCCUUGUCGAGUCGAGUGCGAGGUUGUUAGCUUUGUAUGUGGGUGCGUUGUGCUAAAUUUAAUGUGUCCAUUUUGUGCUCCUGGGAGUACAGAGGUAGUCUGUAGUGUAUCCUUAGACUAUAUACCUACAAUGCUGUAGAGAUAGGACAAGUCAUAGAUUUUUUUGUGGUGGGAGAACGCUGCAGCCCGCAGGAGUCUUUGACGUCAAGCGGUAGCCGUGUGGUUGCCUAUCCUUUUCUUAUAUAAGAAGUUGGAAAAAGACAUUACAUAAAUACGCUGGAUCUAUUUUACUAUGCGGCGCAAUGUGGUGUUUAUGUUUAUAAUGUGCAUCAAUGUUGGAGCAAAAGAAACAGGCACCUUGUCCUGUCUACAAUAUCGUAGGUAUAUAGUCUAAGGGUGUAUCGGUCUCUGGAUUGCAGGGCUUGGGGAGUUGCGCCGUCUUAUCGCAAGGUUUUGGGUCCGUUCAGCCGGUCCGCAUGUUGUUUGCAUAAUUUUUUUUGUGGAAACCUCAGUAAAGUAGUCCUGGAGAGUGUCUAUGUUCGCCAUUUUAUGUACCUCCUCUAUUUUGAUACGUUUGUAGUCUUUUGUUCUUGCGUGUUGCUAAUAAUUUUUCACGCAGGAACUCCGUAUAGAAGGGUGGGUCGAAUAAUUGUCUUGUAAAUUUGUAUUUCGUUUUCCGAGCUUAGAAGAUCUCGGUUUCAUUAUUGGCGCUAGUCUGGCGCUAGUCCGUUGCGUUUUCCGCAAAAAGGCACUGUUUUAUAUUGCGGUACCUAUUGUCUGCGUACAUUUUGGCUUUUGUGUCAUUUGUCUUGGAGAAGUCUGCAAUAAAGAGAUUGAAUAGUGUUGGGGACAGAAUUGUGCCCUGGUUCGUAGUAGAAUCUUCCACCAGAGGCCUUCCUGUUGAGCAGUUUGUUAUUAAUUUUUGUUGAAUCCGCGGAGGUAGUUAGUGUAUUCUUUUAUAUUUUGGGAGGGAUAGGGUAUUUUAUUUUUGUAAAUGCCUUUGCUGAGGUUUGUCAAAAACAUUUGCGAAAUAGCUGGCACACACUUCGGCUUUGUCUUGUUCGUGAUAUAUGCUCUUGCCGAAAUCCACAAGCAAUAGCUCAUUUCCAGGGUGAUAUGCUCCACUCUAGUGCGUGAGUGAUUUAUAUGGUUACGUUCAAACUACACUAAUGGCCGUUUCCACCAAGUAUUUUAGGGGAGCCUUAACGAUAAGUAUUCCCUAAAAUUACAUUUUUACAUGUAGAAAUAUCAGUUCAAGGAAUACUUAUCGUUAAGGCUCCCCUAAAAUAUUUGGUGGAAACGGCCAUUAACGCCAGUUAUAGAAGAUGCGUAAUUUCAAAACUACAGAAAAAACUUAACAUUUUAACUGAAACCUGACUUGUGAAAGCGGCCCUUAGCUCAUUUGAACGGGAUUCAAUAGACGAAUUUUCCAACGGUAAAUUAAUUUGAAUUAAUUUAAACCAACGUUUGGAGCUAAGCGCGUUCACACAAUGAAAAAAAGUUCCCAACCUUGGGUCGAACGUUCACCCAAACGUCAUGUUGCGAUUAUUAUUAAAAUUGAUUAUCUGGCUUAAGAAAUGGGUUUGCCAUUCCGCAAAAGAUCUAUACUUCCCUUUGUUUUUUAUCAGCCUGCGUUCUAUAUUAUUUAGGCCCGGUUUAAUAAUCUUCAGAUAAACUUGCUGGUAACUAUCUGCAAGUUAAAUUUAUCGUUCCAUAUUUCUAUUGGUCGGCGGAUAACUGGCUGACCAAUGAGAUUGCAGAUUGCGUUUUUGUCCGUCAGAUUGCAUAUCUGAGAGUUUAUCAGAAGAUUAAUAAACCGGCCUUUAGUAAGAUAAUAAUAUCAAGAACCAAGAACUUUCUUGCGUCAGAAAUAACUUAGCUGAAACAAUUUUUUUACUUAAAAAUCUAGCGCAACAAUGCGAAUUUGUCCCUAACCUAUAAUUAUAAUUCUUUUGUUAAUACUGUUCGCCAACGGAAUCACCGACUGUGUUCCUUACUUUGUAAUUUCCAAUUUUACUCUAGGUCGUCCAUAGUCCUGAGCCACACUAUUCGACCAUCGGCAAAACAAAAAGUCUACAGCGUGCUUUUUUAUGGGUUCUGACAGUCUCUUUUCUGUAUUUUGAGAACUUGCUCCAGAUAUAUCUUGAAAAGCGUAGGAGAAAUACACCCUUGUUUUGGUUAGUUUGGGUUAUUGACUUCAAAUCCUCUAAUCAGCCGUUUUUUCAUCUACCUUUUGUUGGUUGUUUGUUUAUUUUUUUUUUUCAAACGCUUUAUAAAGUAGUUACUGUUGAAGUCUUUAUGGAGAUCUACAUACAGCAAAUAUGUUAUUCUUGUGUAUAUGCUAUUAUCUUCAUUCGUGUUAUACAGAACAGAGGGUCCAUAGUCGUUCUCCCCGCCCUAAACCCGGCUUGCUUUUUCACUACCAUACCUUGGUACUUACUCGUUCUCAACUCUUAUUAUUUUUCAAUAGAUUCAACUAAGCCGACUAGUACCACAGAUUACUUACAUACAGAGGCGAAAGAGCGGCGAAUUCGUGGUUCAAGAUUAAUUUGAUAGACAUAGGCUGGCCGCACCAAUGCCACAUCAAUGUAUUUUGAACAUAUUUAUUAUAUAAAUGCGGAAGCUCAAUAAUAUAAUAUUAUUUCUUUAAUUGGUUCACAAACAGCAAAAAAAUAUUUUUUUCUACCCGCAAAAAUAUGUAAACACACAGGCUGGAACAUGCUCACGCACUCGGCCACGUUAAUUGUCCUGACGCGGGCGAUCUUUAUCUAUGCGUAGGGUUGCUGGCAGCCCGGCUUCGUCACAGAAUAUCGUCGACGGCAAGUAUACGUACUUUCGCAUCUGUAUUAGGUGAUCUGUGCUAGUACCACAGAAAUAACUCUAUAAUUGUCGGAGUUGUCUUUUCUUCAUUUUUGCUGAAUUGUAGAUAUGUAAGAAGUUUUCUAUUCCUCUCUUACUUUGGUACCAUUUAACUAUUUCUGAAAAAGGUUUCGUAUUCGACAAAAUAGUCUAUACCAUAUUCUCCGUUCUUCAGAUGUAUCCACAGUUUGUCAGCCUCAGGAAGUGUCAGCAAUAUCAUGCAGCCAAAAGUUUUGACCACAUCGGGAAUAUCUCCUUGAAACACUGCUCGUUUUUUUUAUAGGUUUCCAGGUGUUGAUCUCAUUCAUGAUAUGUUAGUGGGGAUUUAAUAUCUCUAGUAGGUUCUUUUCUUGAUUUUCCUAUAACUUCCAACUCGCCGUACCUCCUAUAUAUAUCAGAAUGUUUUCUAUACGGAAAAUUCAUAGUGCCGGUGCUAAGCGUGCAAUCCACUGCACUCACCUCUUACGAUGAGGUUCUUCUAGACACGGAGUCUAGAAGCGAGAUGAAGAAAGAGGAUUCUGGCCCUCAAAAAAUAGUCGUCAAUUCUGCACGUUGUUCUACGCUCUGACAUCUGGUAUUUUAAAUUUCGUUUUCUGUUAAAUAAUUAGGUAAUUGAUGAGGGAUUUCCACUUGUGAGAUUGUUUGGUCCAGGUGUACUUAUUAUGUUUUUGUGUUUGACGAAACCAUUGUGGGCAUUUACGUCUGAAUAUUCGCGAAGUGGUAUUGUUGACAACGUGUUUCCCAUGUGCCAACUGUUAGCCGCAACAGUGAAGCUAUACAGUAUUUAGUUCUACUGAUCUCCUAUGUCUCCUUGGGAAUAUAUGUAUCUAGAACCACUGACUGAUAUCUAAGUUGGUUCACUUAAAGAAGUUCUUUUAUGGCUAUAUUUGCAUCUUGAUUCAUUGCAUAGAUUCCAAAAUUCGUAAGUCUCUAUCCGUUUAUUGUGAUAUUCAUUUUCAUCAGUCUCAUUUACGGCAUUCCAGUUGGUGAUGAAUUGAAUCAAUCAACAUGAGAUUACAUGUUGACCAACAUGCUAGGCUUGCCUUUGCUACACCGCUAUGGGAGUGGUAAUACUGUCCUAGGUUUUCAGAUCUUUUCCCUUUCUUCUUUGUUUCCGUUAGUACUACAACGUCUAUAUCUUCACGGGUGCGAAACUUUUAUGUACAAAAACAUUCAACCAAAAAAACUCUAGAAUCACGUAAAUGCUUGUUUAUUUGAAUCACCAUAUCGAUUCGUCGUAGUUUCAAUAUUAUUGGGAUAAGAUGUUAGACCUGUCAAGGACCGUGUGAUUGUUGUCGUAUAGCUACAAUCACACAACACGUAAAAAAGCUUCACGUCUCUGGAAAGACAACACCAUCAGUCCAACACAGCAAAUUGCUGCGACGAUCGCCAAGUUGCGACGAGAGCAGGAUUGUGUUCGGCACCUGUUAGUGACGAACCGGAACGUAGGUGACGGCUGUUUGAUGUCGUGUAUUUUCCAUAGAAUAGAAUACUCAGUAUAUUUCUUUAAGCUUGAUUUCAAAUAUGAAGUUUGGUAGCGAAGUCAGAAUUCUCGUAACUUGUCUAAUUUACAAAUAGAACACGAUGCAAUGUUCUAGAAAAACUUAUUUUUCGAUGUGAAGCCCAGUAAAGUCGUUAACUCAUUUCAACAAAAGUUCACUCACCGUUACCCCACUCCUGAAACCAAAUUUCUACCGAUUUUGUGGUUCCAUUAAACUCUCCACCAACAACAACAACAUUUAUUGAACUAAUUGACCUAAGACCAUUUACUAAUGACUUAUCGUUUUUAGUUAACUUUAUACAAUAAUUCUCUUAUUCAAACUGACUUGGCGCCUGAUUCUCGAAACAGGGGAGCAGGGUUCGAUGCAAAAUCUCAUAUGAGUGACAAAGACCGAAAAUUUGUUCUCAUGAGAACGGUGCUCCCUUGUUUCAAGAAUCAGCCGCCUGGCUGACUUACAAACUACGCGCUCUAUAUACAGAGACAUUUAUUCUAGAAUCACGUGAAUGUUUGUUUAUUUCAAUCACACAAUGAAAUUCCUGAAUAAGCUCCAGUCGAAGCAGUGGCGCCGGCUUCUCCUCACCAAUUGUUCCUGUGAAACGGUUUGUGGUAAAGUUGUUGAUAUACUGGGUUCCAUCGUUUUCGUUGAGUGAUGCUUUCGACAUUGGAAACUGAAAAAGACGUUGCUACUACUGUUCAAAAAAUUUAAUAAAAUAUCAAUUCCAAUUGCAUCAACAAUUUGUAAUUCACAGAUUCUAUCCUUUCCGUUGAUUUAAGUAUGCCACAAGAUCAGGAACGAAUUAUUGAAUGUAUUUAACAGAGUAAGUUUGCAUGGUAGUAGAUGAAAACAUUAUAGUUGCAGACAAUAUUUUUGGAUUAAAAUAUAUAUUUUCCUCCAGAAACCGCUUUUUUCCAACAUUGCUAGACAAGUCGGCGGAAAUAAAAGGUAAUGAUACUUGUUUGUCCGCAAAUUGAUGCAUAAUUACAUUCUCUUUGCGAAGAAAUUAUAGAAAAACAAAUGAAAAAAAUAUAGGAGCAACUGAAAUACAGACGUCGAGGACGAAAGUUGGGAAAAUUACCUGAAAGGUAAGAGUUUCGCAACCAAUUUAAAAAAUACAUCUUUUUUCAUUUCUCAAUCGUUGUUUUCGAGAUAAUGAUUGAUAUAAGGGCCUCUAAAUGCCGACCAGAUUAAGAAUAAAUGCUUGUGAUUUUUAUUAUAAAAAGGGUUAUGCUUGAAUUUUAUUUACAGGGAUUAUCAAUUUUUUUAUUCUCAAUUGAGUAAAUCUGCUUUUGGUUUAUCCAUAAAACCCCAGUACCUGAAUUUGACCCUGAAAAUUUGUCAUUAAUCUUUUGUAGCAAUUUCUUCGCAGUUCUUUUUUAGAAACAAUCUCUGUUGGUCCACCAUAUACAUACCUACAUAGAAAUUCAAAAAAAAAGAAUCAGUAAUAUACUAGUCAGUUUCAAUUUUUGUUUCUGUUCCAAAAACUAUAAAACUAUAAUUAACGAUAUGCUUGAUGCUUGUUCUAAAUUAAAACAUGUCAAUCGGGAAUCUGAUUGGUUGUUACUGAUUCUUGGUGGGAACAGACCUGUUCUAGUAGUAAGUAUCCGUCACAAAUAUUAAAUAAAUAAGUUACCUGUAAUAAGGACUACAUUGCCAAUGCCGAAUUAUUAAAUAUUGUCCAUUUUUGUGAGAUAAGAAAAAAUAUAAUGAAAAUAUUAUAGGAUAAUCGUGUAUUUUAUGUAUUUUUAAGACAAAAAAUUUUAAAUGUGAAUAUAAUCUAUAUUAAAAUUAGUAAUUUAGGAAUCGAUGUUUUUUGUUGAGAAAUUGUGAAACAGUUAAAUAAAGAAAAUUGAAAAAAAAAAAAAAAUUGGUAAUUGUUCCGGUUGUUUGUUUCGUUGAAUCUAAAAAGAUGCAAACGGAAUAUUUGAGAAAUAAAUGACAAUUAAUUAAAAAAUAUCAAAAUGUUUUUAUUUUUAAUGUACCUAAUGUGUAAAAUUUUUGUAUUUAAC
Messenger RNA from Ceutorhynchus assimilis (cabbage seed weevil), 10775 nucleotides. NCBI's taxonomy places the organism in Eukaryota, Metazoa, Arthropoda, Insecta, Coleoptera, Curculionidae. The record is from the annotation of a GenBank genome assembly.